GCAUAGUCUCUCACCAGUAGUUACACAUUAUUGAUCAUUAUUUUCCUUUCCUUCACACACAGCUAGUAAACCAAAUAAUGGAUUGCACUAAUGGAGUAGUGCCCAGUGAUGAGCAAUUGGUUCAGUGCCAAAAGAAGGCUGAAGCCUUCAAUAUGGCACAUCAAAUCUCCGAAAGGAGAUCCGCGAACUACAAGCCAAAUAUUUGGAAAUAUGAACUCCUUCAGUCUCUCAGAAGUGAAUACACUGAUGAGGAGUAUAAUGCACACAUGGAGAAGCAGAAAGAGGAAAUUAAGAUGAUGUUUGUUAAAGCAUUGGACCAAGUGGCUAAGUUGGAGCUAACUGACAAGAUAGAAAAACUUGGCCUGUCUUACCUAUUCGAGGAGGAAAUCAAAGAAGCCCUAGACAACAUAGUAUCCAACAGUCCAAGUGUAAAGGACGACCUCUAUGCUACUGCACUAUGCUUUAGGCUCCUCAGGCAGCACGGCUACAGCGUUUCUCAAGAUAUGUUCAGAGGGUUCGUGGACGAGAAGGAUGAAUUCAUGAAAGGAACACAUGCGCAAUUUGAUGUUAAAGCAAUGAUCGAGCUUUUUGACGCCUCGAAUUUGGGCUUCGAAGGUGAAAACAUAUUGGAUGAUGCUAAUGCUUUAUCUAGUGAAGUUAUCACAAAAUUGAGCCAUGAAGUAGAGCUUCCAUUGAACUGGAGAGUGCAGUGGUACAACGUGAGGAGGCAGAUAAUUGCGCUUGAGAAAGAGGAUAACACAAACCCCAUUUUACUUGAAUUGGCAAAAUUUAACUUCAACAUGGUUCAAGCCAUACACCAAAAAGAUCUUGGCGUGACAGCUAGGUGGUGGAAGAAUCUUGGUCUGGCAGAAAAUCUGAAGUUUACUAGGGACCGAGUGGUUGAAAGUUAUCUGUGGGCAGUGGGAGUUGCUUUCGAACCUCAGUUUGGAAAUUUUAGAAAAUGGUUAACCAAAGCCAUUACUUUUAUCAUAGUUAUUGAUGAUGUUUACGAUGUCUACGGUUCACUGGAAGAACUAGAGUGCUUCACUAAUGCAGUAGAUAGGUGGGAUCCCAAGGAGGUUCAACACCUUCCAGAAUGUAUGAAGAUUUGCUAUGAAGCACUCUAUAAUACCACCAAUGAAGUUGCUAACGAAAUUAAGAAAGAGAAGGGUUGGAACUCAGUAUUGCCUCAUUUGCAGAAAGUGUGGGCAGAUUUUUGUAAAGCCUUACUUGUGGAAGCAAAGUGGUACCACAAGGGCUAUACACCAUCCCUGCAAGAGUAUCUCGACAAUGGGUGGAUUUCAUCGUCUGGCACCGUGCUUUCUCUUCAUGCACUUCUUUCUUUUACACAAGAGGUCACAAAGGAGGUCACAGAUGUUCUAGAAAAUGGUCAUGACCUUGUGUACUAUACGUCACUCAUAAUUCGACUUUGCAAUGACCUUGGGACAUCAUCGGCUGAGCUAGAGAGAGGUGACGCGCCUUCUUCGAUUUUAUGUUUCAUGCGAGAAGCUAAUGUUCCUGAGGAGAUAGCUCGGAAGCACAUUAGAAGCAUAAUAAGGAGUACAUGGAAGAAAAUAAACAGUGAAUGCGUUGACCAAAAAGCUGAGUCACUGAAACCAUUUUUAAGGUAUACUACAAACACGGCACGAGUGGCAAAUUUCAUCUACCAAAAUGGGGAUGGAUUUGGUGUUCAAGACCGAGAAACUCGGGAACAGGUCCUAGCUGUACUCAUUCAACCUCUCCCACUCAAAGACAGAUCUUGAGGUGCUUGUCCCACGGUCUGUCAUGCAGAAAGGUUAUGUACUUAGGUCACAGUGGAAGACCCGCCUUCUAAUAUAAUAUAACAUUUAUAUAUAUAUAUAUAUAUAUAUUAAGUCUUCAGUGAGAAGCUAUGUUCUUUCUGCUGUGAGGAAGAAAGAUUGUUGGAGUCUGGGUGAUGUGUUUAAAGUUAUUUGCUUAUUGUAAUAUAUAGUGCAUUUCAUAUAAUAAUUUGUUGCAUCAGUGUGGUUAAUGUGGAAUAUGUUUCAUUCA
Molecule: messenger RNA, 2031 nt
Organism: Cornus florida
Lineage: Eukaryota; Viridiplantae; Streptophyta; Magnoliopsida; Cornales; Cornaceae
Product: (E,E)-alpha-farnesene synthase-like
Exons: 7
Coding region: 78-1763 (561 amino acids)
Biological process (GO): diterpenoid biosynthetic process
Molecular function (GO): magnesium ion binding; terpene synthase activity
Source: RefSeq, a predicted model, not a curated record